Molecule: messenger RNA, 258 nt
Organism: Cylicostephanus goldi
Lineage: Eukaryota; Metazoa; Nematoda; Chromadorea; Rhabditida; Strongylidae
Source: the annotation of a GenBank genome assembly
CUGAAGCAGGAACUUUUUCAGUACUACGACGAUGAUGUUCUCGAUUCAGUCCACGAAGAUACGCCUUCUUCCGAGGAGGAACUCGAGAGAAAGGAAAUUGUGGAUAGAGAACAACUGAGGAGCGCAGAAGAGUCCGAUGAGUACGAGGAGGAAUUUGGAGAGAAAGAAGAAAAGACUAAGAAACGAGAUUUUGCUCCAAUCUCUGGAGACGAGUUUCUUCGAAAAGAAAGGUUUACUGUCGAUAAAGAGGUAAGCUGA